Molecule: messenger RNA, 303 nt
Organism: Emiliania huxleyi CCMP1516
Lineage: Eukaryota; Haptophyta; Isochrysidales; Noelaerhabdaceae
Exons: 1
Source: RefSeq, a predicted model, not a curated record
AAGGCGAGUGCGGAGUGGAAGGCGGGCAAGAGGGAGGGGCGCGGCACCAUGCGGUACCGCAACGGGAACGUCUACGAAGGCGAAUGGAAGGCGGGCAUGAAGGAGGGGCGCGGCGUCUUCCGCUUCGCCGCCGCCGGCGACGUCUACGACGGCGAGUGGGCGGCGGGUGCGAUCGAGGGGUACGGAGUUAAGCGGUACGCCAGCGGCAACGUCUAUAGCGGCGAGUGGAAGGGGGGCGAGAAGGAGGGGCGCGGCGUCUGGCGUUGGGCCGACGGCAGCGUCUACUACGACGGCGAGUGGAAG